UUAGCCAUGGAGGCUGAUCCAAAUAACAAAACAUUGACAAUUACAAGCACUACAGAUGAAAAUGUGUGCUUUUCGGAUGUGGCAACUGUUGCUAAAAGAUGGAUGAUUGAUUUCAGUUUUGUUAGUUUGUGUCAAUUCUUCAAGGAGGGCAAAUUUGAAGAAUUCAACCAAACGAUUUCGACGCUGGAAACGAUCAUUGAUGGUACCCCCCAUUUAAACGCCGAACAGAAACAGAAAAGGCAGAUAUGUGGCUUCCUCGCACGGAUAAUGCACGGGAAACAUUUAGACGUCUCCUUCGACAGAGACGAGCGGUUGUCGCCUCUGAUGUCAGCUGUCGGUGUCUGGGCGUCUCAGAAAGAGACUGUGGCGAAUGUCUCACUGUUCGAGCACAUCACCAAUCUACUCUAUGUUCAGAGUGUUGCUGUGUGUCUGGAGAAAGGGAACUGCGUCAUGGCAUCAUCAGCUCUCAAAUGGCUCGAGGAGGAGUGUGAAAUCCCACAGAACUUGGGAAUCAAGUUGUCGUUGAUCGUGAGUAAGAGGGACACGUACCACCCGUUCCUGCUCAACUUCAGCUGGAACCGUCUGCUGGAGAAUAUACAGACCUUCCUGGAUCGCUUCCUGGAGGAACACCCAUCGGACUUCCUGCUCCAGGCAGCCACUAAGGUGGUCAAGGCAGGCCAGGAGACAGGGGAGGAUUCUGAGACUCGGGAGGCGUCAUAUACUACCAGCCAAUCCUCUGAACACUCCAAACAGAAUCAGGAGACCAGUGUCCUUAUGAGACCCAAGAAGAAGCUGCUAUCAACAAGGAAUAUUCAUCCCUGGAAACCAGAGUCUGGCAAGAAGCCUGCACUCACUUUUAUGAGACAACGGGUGUCGACGAGGUUGACCUACCGAAGAGCCUCGUCUGAGACGACCCUGAACACCACCACUCUUAGCAACACGACUCUGAACACCAAUACAACCAGGAAGACUCAUGGCAGAUGGCCGUGGGAUCUGGACCUGGCGCUGAAGGCGGGAGUGAAGCGUCACGGGGAGGGGAAAUGGUCACGUAUCCUCCAGGGACACGACUUCCAUGGUCGCACAGGGGUUCAACUCAAAGACCGCUGGAGGGUCCUCAAGAAGGCGCAUAAAGUCAACUCCCCCUAAGGCUGUGUCUCAAAUGGUAUCUUAUUCCCUAAGAAGUGCACUACUUUUGACCAGAGCCCUAUGGGAACUCCUGAAUAGAAAAAAGGGUGCAGUUUGGGACGUGACCUUGGGACUAAGUUUAGUCUGUGGAUUCCAGGGUUUAUAUACAGUACUCUGUUAGUAAUAUUGCCUAGUUUUAAUAAAUAGUGUUAAAGUUCAAGCCCCUUGGUUUUCUCUUUUAAGCUCUGUUUUAGUACCGCUCACUGUACAGUUUUAUAUAAUUGUAAAUAGUUUAUGCUUUUGGGUCCUUGUAUUUCCAGAGUUGCUGUGUGUGUGAGUGAGAGAGUAAGUUUAACUAAGGCUGUGAUUCAAUCCGAUGGAGGCGAUUUCCCAUUGAGUGGAAAUAUGCCGGGUUUACCAUGACUCUCCAUAAACAAACAGGAGAACAUUUAAAAAAGCUGCAUUGUCUACAACCUGCAACUGGAUUGAAUCCCGGCCUUUCUUAACACAAGGCUUCAAUGCCGUUAACCGAUAACUACCAGUAGCUGGCGUGAUAUUACUACCAGUGACCAGCAGAGGGAGCUACAUAUCCUUCUGUGGACAAUAGCAGCUGAACUUAAACUUGUAUAUUAAUCAUUUUUUUAGAAAAUCAUUUAUCCUUCUAGUUAUCAAUGGCUAAAGAAACAAAGAUUAGAACCAUCUGAACAAAUUGGUCAAACAUUUAUAAAAAAUUAUUUCAUUGUGUUUAUUUUAUUUAUUUUUACAGUGUAUUUAUUUCUGCAAUAUUAACAGGGAUGAUACAAAAGCAGAAUUGUCUAUUGUGAAGUAGUCCUCUCUCAUUUUGGAAUGUCAUAUCUUGUCUGUACAUAGAAAGGAGAUACUCAAAUGUUUUCUUUAAAAUAUUCUGUUAAA
Molecule: messenger RNA, 2037 nt
Organism: Salvelinus namaycush (lake trout)
Lineage: Eukaryota; Metazoa; Chordata; Actinopteri; Salmoniformes; Salmonidae
Gene: terf1
Product: telomeric repeat binding factor (NIMA-interacting) 1
Exons: 10
Coding region: 7-1146 (379 amino acids)
Biological process (GO): telomere maintenance
Cellular component (GO): nucleus; chromosome, telomeric region
Molecular function (GO): telomeric repeat DNA binding; protein homodimerization activity
Source: RefSeq, a predicted model, not a curated record